CUCCGCCGCGCACAUGCGCGGCGCCGCACCCAGCAGCCGAGCGCCAUGGCGGGCGCUCUGGGCGGGAUGUUCGCCAACCAGCCGCCGGGACCCCCGCCGCCCGGACCUCCCGGCGGGCCCGGCCCGGCCGGCCUCAUCCCGCCUCCGACGGGUCCCCGCAAUCCCAACAACACGCUGGUGGACGAGCUGGAAGCGUCCUUCGAGGCCUGCUUCGCCUCGCUGGUCAGCCAGGACUACGUGAACGGCACCGACCAGGAGGAGAUCCGCACCGGUGUCGAUCAGUGCAUCCAGAAAUUUCUGGAUGUUGCAAGGCAAACAGAAUGUUUUUUUCUACAAAAAAGACUGCAGCUGUCGGUCCAGAAACCAGAACAAGUAAUUAAAGAGGAUGUUUCAGAGUUAAGAAAUGAAUUACAAAGAAAAGAAGCGUUAAUUCAGAAGCAUUUGAGUAAACUGCGACACUGGCAGCAGGUCCUGGAAGAUAUCAGCGUACAACACAAAAAACCUGCAGAAAUGCCCCAAGGUCCAUUAGCAUACCUGGAACAGGCAUCUGCUAAUAUUCCUGCUCCAAUGAAGCAAACAUGAAUUAACACAGCUAAAUCUAAGUGAUGGUCUUUUUACUUUGUAUGCUUUUUGUAUAAUGUAAUUUGUACUACAAAUAUAAACAGUUAAGAUAGAAUUAAGUUAAAUAAAUUCUCUUUUUUGAAGAAAAAACACUUUGGUUUUAUAUUUAAAUUGAAAGUAUAUGGAGUUCCUGUUCAGAAGGCUUUCUGGUAGAUGUGCGUUUUCCAGAAUACAUCCUGUUCCUUCUGGAAACGGGGGUCCUAGCUUUCCCCUGAUUGUAUCUUGCUAGUACGAUGCAAAUACACACAAAGGUUCUUGUUAGGAUGGAUGGAUACCUCUCUGCAAGUGCAAAAUUUCUUUAUGUAGCUGAGGAGUAAACUAGGAUUCAAAUCCUUCAGCAGCUGCAGAUGAGCUAUCCUAGUCUAUAACACUAGGCUGCUAGUUGGGCCGUUCCCUCCCCAUGUUUGCUGAAAGUUAAUUUGGUGGGCAUCAAAACCAUAUGGGGACAACGUAUGCAGUUCCCAUAAAUCCGGAACUCUGAGUGUAUCAGUCUGACUCACACUUCAGCAUAACAGCACUAUUUUGCAAGCCAUGAAAAUCAGUCACUUACAAGCAAGUUUUAAUGUUUGUACUUAAAUACCAUCCUGAUUCAUCAGGCUGAUUGAUUGUUACACGUGUUGGAGUGCACCAGGAACAUUACAUGACAGUGUUAUAGAAAACAGUUCAUUAAGCAAAACAGAAAAUAUUUCUAAAACAGCUUGCUGUAAGCUUGCUAUUCUUAGAUGCAUAUUACAUGCUGCUCAGCAUAAAACAAGUUUAACAAAAAAAAUUUAAAACAAAAUUGCAUUACUACGCAGAAAAACAGAUGAUGAAGCAAGCAUAUAAACAUAGAGAAAUCACUUACUUAGAAGUAAUAUCUUCAGCUGGAGUCUGUAACAGGACAUUAAAAAACAAAUUGCAUAUUUAAUGUAGUUGUGGAGUGGCACAUUCUCUUGAAUAAAAAGUCAUUUCACAUAGUAUUAAGAAUGUUGCUUUUUUUUUUUUUUAAACAGAGAAUUAAAAAAAUGCAUUUUUCUCAAAUCCAUGCCUGUAAUUCCACUGUAAUUAGAUGUAAGAGAGUGCUGUUGUUCCUAACGACUUCCUUGGAAAUUAUUUCAAUACUUUUUGUCGUAAAACUUACGAGAUUAACAUUCCCUAACAGAAAACAAACAGCUUUUCUGGUAAUUCUGAGGGGUAUGUAAAUUAUUUGCUUUAAAAUGAAAAAUAUUUUGUAAACCAUUCUUGAUGCUCAGGGUCUUGUUGGUCAUCUUUGGUUUGUGGUAGUUCACUGCCCUGUGUCCUGUGCAAACAAAUAAACAUUAGAAUUGCUUACAAUCUUA
Numida meleagris (helmeted guineafowl) is the source of this 1940-nucleotide messenger RNA. RefSeq names its product mediator complex subunit 28 (gene MED28). The record is from RefSeq and is a predicted model, not a curated record. Bases 46 to 582 code for a protein of 178 amino acids. NCBI's taxonomy places the organism in Eukaryota, Metazoa, Chordata, Aves, Galliformes, Numididae. Gene Ontology annotation, cellular component: mediator complex. The transcript is spliced from 4 exons.